Messenger RNA from Paramecium pentaurelia, 1618 nucleotides. Lineage: Eukaryota; Ciliophora; Oligohymenophorea; Peniculida; Parameciidae. The record is from the annotation of a GenBank genome assembly.
AUGCUAAUAUUAAUCUUGACCUCGUUGUCAUAUGCUCAACACAUUAUCUUUUAAGAUGAUUUUAAUGGUGGUGAAAUUAGCACAACCUUAUGGGAAAAAUAUGAUGUUGCAAAAACAGUUCCCUGUCCUGGAACAACAAAUGACUAUUGUGUUAAUAUUGCCAAGUAGUCUAUAGGAGGUGGACUACAAACUAUGCCUUUUGAGAUUGAGAUGGAAUAGGAUGUAACAAUAGAAUUUAAAUAUUUAACAAAAUCUACACCUAAUAGAGGUGUUCGUUCAGGAUUAUUUGUUGGUUAUACAGAUAAUACUGAUGAUAAGAAAAGUGGAUAUUGUUGGUUCGCUUCAGGAUACUCGUAUUACAGCGACUUUUUUAAUUAAACAUCUUAAAAAACUGAUCCUGCCUACUUAUGCCCUAAUGAUGAAUCUGUAUUGAUAUAAGACCUACUUAAUGAUUGGAAAACAGUAAUUUUAAAUAUAAAUAUUUAUAGAUUAAAUAUACAAUUCCAUCUUCAACUUUAAAAACUAAGAAUUAAUCUUUAAUGUCUUUGGUAUUUUAAGAUUUUGUGACUGAAAAUCCAGAAGGAGCAUAUUAUAUUACUAAAAUACUUGUUUAUUACAAUAAGAAUUGUACAGCCUAAUGUGAUAAAUGCACAUCUUUUUAUGAUUGCACAAGUUGUUCAGAACCUUAUAGAUGGCUUGAAGGUACAUGUUAUAAAAAGGAUUGUGGGGAUAGUUUAGAGCAAUCAAUACCUUAUGAUAAAGAUUCCUUGGUAGAAAGUGCUACAGCAACUUCUUAUUCAGCUACAAUUAAAAUACCUGAUUAUGAUUUUCAAGGAUGUUGGCCAGCUUAAUGGGUAACAUUAGAUAUGAAUGAUGGCAAAUUUACAGAAUUAAAAUUCUUCCAUGAAUCAGCAUCCACAGCCAGAUUAAUCUUAGAUUAAUUUAAUAUGACAACUGCUAACUGUAAAUAAGGUGAAAAUACUAAUAUCUAUACAUGCUCUUUCCACUUUAAUGUACAUUUUAAUGAACAAAUUAUGUAUGAAAGAAACUGGACUGCUACAAUUGAUUAUUCUUAAUCAAGUAUAACAAGUUUGUAAGUACCACCUAAAACUAUCAAUCCACCUGCAUUAGCUAUUCCUAUUACAUCACAACUUGAUUAUUGUGAAAAUGCAAAUGAUUGCUAAUGGACAACGGAAAAAAUAACUUUAGUCCUUAAUCAAAGAUUUAAGGUUAGGUUGACAAUUUUAGAUUAAAAUCUUAAGAAUUGGAAAUUAGAAUAAGGUUAUGUAAAAUUAUAGGGAAAAGGAACUCUAGUCAAUUUACCUAUUUUGGAAACAGUUGUAGGUGAAGGUUAAAUAAUAUACACUGUUAGACUGGGAGUAGCUGGAGAAAAAGGUAAUGGUUUUGCUGUUACGGCUAAAAUUAUAAAUCCUAAUGGAGCUACUAGUAGAAGGAGAAGAGUUCUUGAUGAAGAUAAUACUCCUAAAUUGGCAGUGGGUAAUUUAAGUGGUACUUAGAUUACAUUUAAAUCCCGAAAAUUAAUCAUAGAAGACGAUCCUGAGUUUUCUUAAUUAAUAAUGAUACCAUUAUUACUUUUUGCAAUAUUUGGAUUUUGAAA